This is a messenger RNA of Microsporum canis CBS 113480, 1587 nucleotides long. Its product is annotated as phosphotransferase family protein. Gene Ontology annotation, cellular component: mitochondrion. The coding region runs from base 1 to 1587 and encodes 528 amino acids. The transcript has 2 exons. NCBI's taxonomy places the organism in Eukaryota, Fungi, Ascomycota, Eurotiomycetes, Onygenales, Arthrodermataceae. The record is from RefSeq and is a predicted model, not a curated record.
AUGUACACUCCAAUUCUUCCGACUCAUACAGUGGAAUCUGGCGAACAUCCUUUCUUCAAUUACACGUCUGGCCGCUGGCUAUGGGACGAAGAAACCCAGCUCCAAAAACGCUUUCAACGCUUCAAUAUCCGACAGCUCCAAGAACGGGCUGUGCGAUGUGCUAGCGCGAGUUCAUGUACUGGCAUGGUCAAGCUACAGGAAGGCUUGUAUAAUAAGGCCUUUCUGCUUUCAAUGGAUAAUGGUGUUCAAGUUGUUGCGCGCAUCCCAAAUCCCUACCUACCUCCUCGAGUUGCGACAGCGAGCGAGGUUGCAACCCUCGACUUUCUCCGAAAUGAACUUGACCUUCCAGUACCCAAGGUACUAGCAUGGAGUAGUGAUAAAGACCAGCCCGUUGGAACGGAAUAUAUCAUUAUGGAAAAGGCUCCAGGUGAAGAGCUGGGGAAGUCCUGGUCGACCUUAAGCAUUUCAGAGAGGGUUGGCAUUGUGUCCCAAUUGGUCAAGAUCCAGGCAACUCUGUCUUCCGUUGAUAUGAAGCAUUAUGGAAGUCUGUAUUAUAGCGGAGAGGAAGGAGGCCAUGAAAGUAUUCCUGGGGUUUCUGACCGGUUUUGUAUUGGCCCUUCUUCGGCUAUACGAUUCUGGGAAGAAGAGCGUAUGUCCAUGGCGGAAUACAGAGGGCCCUGGUCAUCUCCCCUUUCAUACGCUAAAGACAUUGCUAAACGAGAAAUGAAUUGGAUACGCAAGUUUGCAAAGCCUCGAGACCUAUCUGAUCCCUUGAGGCAGUCAACUAGCCAAGAAUCCCCCAGUUGCCAUCUCCAACUUUUGAGCCAAUAUCUAAAAAUUGUAUCUCAGACAAUACCAUUGGAUGAACACCUAAAUCGAGCAACUCUCUGGCACUCAGACCUACACUCGGGAAACAUCUUUAUCAAGGACAACAAGAUAGUCAGCAUUAUUGACUGGCAAGGCUGCAUGAGCGUCCCACUUUUCAUGGCUGCUAGAAUACCUAAGUUUUUGAAGUUCGAUGGUCCAAUGCUUUUUGACCUUCCUUCAGCUGCAAAUCUCACAGAGAUGGAAAAGAAGGAGACGUUGCUCAGAUACGAACUCACCCAGUUGCAGGGGUUUUAUGUAUCCAAAUUCCAAAACUUAGGUAGCAGUGCCUAUGAAGCCUUAUCAUACCCCUAUGCUACGAUCCGGCAACAGCUUAUAGACCUUGCAGGCUUUACAUGGGAGGAUGAAGGGCUGUUCUUCUUCCGGGAGAUGUUGCAUCGCAUCUGGCAUGAUUGGGGUGAAAUUAGCAAUCAGCCCGCUCACAAAUGCCCCAUUGAAUUUGAUCCAGAUGAGCUUUCAUCCCACGCUGCUGAGAAAAAGGGUUGGAAUGACUAUAAAGCGCUAUUUGAAUCUUUGGGCAUUUCUAACGAUGGCUGGGUUCACUCUGAGGACUUUGGAAUGAAGGCGAAGGCAAUGCGAAACCUGGCGAUGGAAAUAUUGAACUCUUCCGAAGACAGAGAGGAAGCACGACGCGCACUCAUAGCUUGGAAGCUCUCAGAUCCGGCCUCAACUCAUCUAUCACCGAAAGUAAUAGACGUUUGA